Messenger RNA from Engraulis encrasicolus (European anchovy), 2699 nucleotides. It is a transcript of the gene elf3, whose product is annotated as E74-like factor 3 (ets domain transcription factor, epithelial-specific). The record is from RefSeq and is a predicted model, not a curated record. Gene Ontology annotation, biological process: regulation of transcription by RNA polymerase II; cell differentiation. Gene Ontology annotation, molecular function: sequence-specific DNA binding; DNA-binding transcription factor activity, RNA polymerase II-specific. The coding region runs from base 220 to 1371 and encodes 383 amino acids. The transcript has 9 exons. Lineage: Eukaryota; Metazoa; Chordata; Actinopteri; Clupeiformes; Engraulidae. Gene Ontology annotation, cellular component: nucleus.
ACACAGCACUAUAAACAGUUGGAGAGGGAGAAGGAGUCUCAGGAGUCACAGGAGAGAACUGAAGAGAGACGGCCACGUAUUUAACAACAACAACAACACAUCACAAGCCUCUUCUUCUUCUCACUCACUGGAUUACUGUUCAGGGCAAUCUGCCAUCUCGGUGAAGAAUAACUGGACCUAACUGACACACCUGUGAGAGGAUUCUAAAACAGCCUUGCCAUGGCAACGACCCCAAGUGAGCUGAGUCGUAUCCUGAGCAACGUGAACGGAGCCGUGUACUCCACGGAGCCCCCACCACCCCUGCUAGCAUCACCCAUGCUCAGCACCAUCACCUUCCCUGCAGCCCCCCUCAGCAAACCCCCCCAGUUCACAGACUUGAUCUCCGCCACCACCAUGGGUCCCUGGCAGCAGGUGAAUCCAAUCUACUGGACCAAGAAGAACGUCUUGGACUGGAUCGAGUACCACGUGGACGAGAGCAAGUAUGACGCCAGCCUGCUGAACAUGGAGUGCUGCUUUGUGGACGGGGCCACUCUGUGCAGUCAGUCCUACGACACCUUCCUGUCCAUGUACGGCGCCCUGGGACAGACACUGUUCCAGAGCUUGGAGAGACUCAGGCUCAGGCAUGAUAUGCCAUGCGACCUCUCAGAUCCUUUCAACGAGACCUGUUACCUCCUGAAUGACUUCCUGGGAAGCCUACCGACACACCUGAGCGUGGAGACCCUACUGGACACAGUGGUGGUGAGCGACGAUAUCAAGAAAGAGCGGGACUCCCCAUACUACUCCAGCGGAUUUGGCUCGGACAUGACGCCCAUGAGCGACGGAUACGAGUCUGGCUCUUCCCUGUCUGACAGCCACACCAGUUACACCAUGGGCAACUUCAUGAACCCCAGCUCCCCGGACUCCACUGGAAGUGAAUCUGACCCAGAGUACAUGGACAAGCACUUCAUGCCCAAGACCUUCAUCAAGCAGGAGCACGGAGAGCAGAAGAAGAGGCCCCGGGGGAGACCUCCAAAGAUCAACAGGUGCAACGACCACUACACUGAGACCAAGAAAAGCAAGCAUGCUCCCCGGGGCACGCACCUGUGGGAGUUCAUCCGCGACAUCCUGAUCAACCCGGAACGCAAUCAGGGCCUGAUGAAGUGGGAGGACCGGCGCGACGGCGUCUUCAAGUUCCUCAAGUCGGAGGCCGUGGCCCAGCUCUGGGGCCAGAAGAAGAAGAACAGCAGCAUGACCUAUGAGAAGCUCAGCCGUGCCAUGAGGUACUACUACAAGAGGGAGAUCCUGGAGCGCGUGGACGGCCGUCGGCUGGUCUACAAGUUCGGGAAGAACGCCAGCGGCUGGAAGACAGAGGAGGUCAGCCUGGGAAUGUGAAGCGCAGAAGAGGCGGAGGCCAGAGACGGACAAGGGGGAAGGGGGGUGGAGACGGAGGUCAGGUGGAAAGUGAAAAAAUAGAGAGAGAGGGGCGUGUGUGUGUGGAAUGGCUGUCUGACAGUUUUGGGAAAAGAGGUGUCCUCUGACACCCUCUUUGCAAAGGGACAAAAGACUGAAACUCCCGCAAAAAAGGAAGUGCACCCAAAACCGCCUCCUCCUCCUCCUUCUACUACUGCCUCCCUCCGAAGUACAAAAGACACAGAAAUUCUCACAUGUGUGAAUGUGGGAGUUGGUGUUAAAGAAAAUGUAAGCCAACAUUUUUUGGCUAAAGUAGGUUUUAUGAACCAAUAUUGAUGAGGUAUGAAUGUGUUUAAUGUGUGAAUGUGUGCGUGUGUGUGAGAGUGUGUGUGUAUUUGAGCGCUAUGCUCUCUUCUGUGUUCAUGUUCCCUAAUGGUUGGAAACAUGAUUUGUUAUCUGAUUAUCGGUAAGGCACAGCUAUUGUCUCCUCUCAGGCCUCUCUAUCUUCUACCACUACUGAGAGAGGCAUUUGAGUACUUAAAUCUCCCCAUAGGAGUUUAGUUUGGCCCUUUGGUCCUUAGUCUUUUGUUGAAGUCUAGUUUGAAGCAUUACCAUGGCCUAUAUGCUGUAUGCUGAUUUACUCUCUGGGACAAAAUGGUGACGGCUCUUGUAGGGUUUCAUGCGCUAUUGUGAUGAAGUGGGUAGAAGUGGCAACCUCUCAGGCCUAACAAGCAAUCCAGCAAAUGGGUUCACCCAAAAUGGUAACAUGACACGACACCACUGUUUUUUUUCUUUAGUUUUGGCAAUACACUAAAAGGAUGGCUGGAAACCAUUUAAGAAUUAAAACACAUGUCGUUAUAUCCAAGGCAUGAGAAAGAAUUGACAAACUUGACGUGAAAUCCUGAAAAUAUUCAGGAUGAAUAGUAGACAACCGAAGAGAUGAAAUUACUGAGACCAAAGAACUGAAGAGUAUAACGAAGGUUCCGCACACUCAGGUUGAAUUUAAAAGUAGAGGAACUGUGAAUAGUCACAUGAUGUAUGGAAUCUCUAUUUUAUGUUAUAACGUGUUUUUUUUAUACAUAAAUAUAUAUUUGUAAACACACUUUUGUUAAUCUACAAAAUCUAUGCUAUCAAUGAUUGUUGUUUCUUCAGCAGGCCUGUUUUUGUUUAUAAAAAUCAUUCAAUAGCUUGUUAUGUAUGAGAGUUGAAUCUCAAAUGGUUAACACCUACAGUUACUGUACGAUGUACUUACAUUUGUGUAUGACAUUUUGUUCAUAUUUUGUACGUCUUUGUUAAAUAAAUUUCAUGAU